This is a messenger RNA of Durusdinium trenchii, 1294 nucleotides long. The record is from the annotation of a GenBank genome assembly. NCBI's taxonomy places the organism in Eukaryota, Dinophyceae, Suessiales, Symbiodiniaceae.
GAGCAAAGAAGCUACUACUGUAGGGGCUCCUGGCCUUACUACUAGGAACAAGAAGCUACUAGGAGCAAGGGCAUCGCUACUAGGAGCAAGGACACAGACGGGUCGCCUCCAAAGUUCCUAGCGGCCGAAAGAACGCCAGGAGGUGCUGAUUAUAACAUAGAUUGAUGAUAUGAUAUCAAUCUCCUUAUUAUGAGGAACGCACAUUCAUUCUUAUUUGUUGUUUUUUGGGAGGGCGCUGGUGACAUUGCAACGCAGUGCUUUUCCACGUGGUUGCUAACUGUUGAGGAGUCCCCAGCUCAACUACAGGGAUUUCAUUAUCUCAUUCCCGCACAUAGUUGAGGGUUCGCCCUCCAGUAGAGUUUUGAGAGGUGCUUGCUAUUGAGUUGCUUGUAGAAUCCUAUAUAUAGGGUUUGUUUUUACUACUAGACCCACCAAGCUUGGCAGGAGUCUCUUAACACCGACGGCGGAAGUGGGCAGCUUCGGUUUCAGAGUCUUGAACCGACGGGUUUUUGAUUAUUCGAGUGGCGCACGUGAAGGGCCCCAUCCUGGAAUCAUACAGGCACAAUCAUACAGGAUGUGAUGACUGGCACGUAGGUUUUGCAUCUUUUUGAUUGAUUUUGCGUUGUGUAAACAUGUUCUAGAUCAAUAUUUUUUUGCUCAAGGGAUGCCCUUGUGACCUGGAUGAUUCCCAUCAGAGUUACAGUCUAGACCCUGCGCACUAGUCUGGUGUUUCGGCUCAAGCAGAACGCGGGUGAUUUCUUUGUUUGAGACGUCAAUUGCCAUCCAGCCAUGCCGUCGUUUGCGCACUUCAUCUCAAUCGUGGCCCUGGUGCUCCCAGCCGGGGCAAUUCGGCAGAAAGAGGGUGAGCAGAGUGGUUGCUUCAAAGGUGAGGGCCAUUGUUGCCAUGCCAAAUGCGAUGGAUCUCACGAGUUUGGAGAUCAAACGCUGAAGUACACGAAGUGUGAGAUCCUGGAGGGUGAGUUCCGGAUGAAUGGCAAGCGCAUGACCCCAGGAGACUUGAAGAAGGACGGCUUGGAAGUGGCCGAAAGUGACUACGUUUGCCGGGAGCGCUGCAAUGUGGAAGGCAAAGGGAUUGAUCGCCCUGACACCAUCGUCUACCGUGCAGGUGGCCUACCACACGUUCGCUUCGGAGAACAGCUGUGCCCCUUCGACCUCAAUGGAUAGACCCAACUUGACGACUGCAGAGCCACUGCCGUGCGUCGUAAAACAUGGGCUGCGCGACUCCGCAGCGUAUCGCGACGACAGAAUCCCAGCCCCUCGUAGCGUUCUUGCU